Molecule: messenger RNA, 3267 nt
Organism: Frankliniella occidentalis (western flower thrips)
Lineage: Eukaryota; Metazoa; Arthropoda; Insecta; Thysanoptera; Thripidae
Exons: 3
Coding region: 12-1088 (358 amino acids)
Source: RefSeq, a predicted model, not a curated record
GGAGGGGCACAAUGCAGGUCAUGCGACGUACCGACCACCCUCAACUACCUUCUCCCAUCGUCGCUCGCCCGUCACGACCCGCACCGACACGCUUCGUCACGGUACGCCACAUCCCAUACUUUGUCCUGCCACGCGGGCGUGUUUCCGCCGUGCGUAGGGUGUUGAUGUUGGUGAGCUCAGGCCCGUCUCUGCCGCGCAGGUCCGGCUGGUCGCGGUGUCCCCCGAGCCUUUCCCCGAGCUGCAGUCCGGCCGAACCGCGCCGAGGCCGACUGCCCUCGUGUGAGGAGCAGGCUGACGAGGAGGAUGAGGACGACCCGGAACCCCCCGGCGUGGCAGCCGCUGCAGCCACCGCCACCCCCGCCCCGGUGGACGUUGACGUCAACAGCGCCCUUCCCGACGUGGUGCCCCGAGCUGCACCAAGGCAGUCCCUCUCCCGACAGCCCAGGUGGCCCGCCUCCCCGUUCACCAAGUACAUAACCGCCUCGAGCCCGGGACUCUCAUCUCAGCAGACCCCGGACACGUCGCCGUUCUCAUCAGCUCCGGUGCCCCUGCCGACCUCGCCAUCCUCGAACGUCGAAGAUGAGCCGCAGGUCCGCGAGGCUGUGGCGUCGUCAGCGACCACGCUGUGCUACCGCCUCCCCGACGUGGUGUGCGACGCUGAGCGCGCCGCCCCCUGCCCGGCCCCGAGGACCGCCCCCAGGCCAAGCCCCGCCCUCGGCCCCGCCCUUGGGGUGGCCCACCUCACCCCAAAGCCGGCCCCGCGGUGGCACCGCCCCCGCGCCGCCCUCAAGUGCCCCGCCCCCGCGGCGGUCCCCCGCGCCCUGCGCGAGGACGAGCUGGAGCACGCCCUCUGCAAGAUGGCGGAGGGGGACAGCUGGCUGCGGGUGGGACAGCACCUCCGGAACAUCGCGGACCAGCUGCAUCUGCCGGAUGAGGUGGACGGACCAGCCGGACCAGCCGAACCCCCGGCACGGCCCUCCGGGCUGCUGUCGCUGCUGCUCCCCCAGCCGGCCAAGCACAAGCGCACCUUCCUGACCACAGCCGUAGUACUGCUAGUGGGCUGGAGACUGCUCUCUCGUGUCCGGUGAACAGAAAAGACUGUGUUUUUCGGAAUUGGUGAUGAGCAUGUUUUGACUUUGUAUUUAUCAGUCAAAGAUUUUUCUUUCUCGACGAGAGAAGAAUAUUUUGUUACGUAUUAGAUUUUAAUUACAGUGCCCAUAUUUCGAGUCAAACACAUCUUCUGUGACUCUGUAUCAGUCAACCAUUUUAAUGGUACGCGUUGCUGAUUCUGGUUUAGCCAAGGGGCUUAUCACUCGCAAGGCGGGUACUCAUUCAUUGUUGUCCGCGAUAUGCUAAAAUUUUGAGUCUUUUCGCACUUAUUGCAGUUUUUAAAGGCACAAAAGUUUAGCACCUCGAGGACACUUUGCCCUAGUGCUAUUUUCGAAAAAAAUUCUUAACCUAGAGAACCAGCAAGCCUCGCUUGCCUCAAGAUUUUUGCCUUUUCGAAUUAUGUUUUUCUUAAAUUUCUUUUUUAUCGUCAGACCAUGUGCCUACAUUCUUAUGUAGUAUUUUCGGGUCGUUAAACAUUGAUGCCCAAAGACUUGUAUUAUAAGUGUAGUGAACAUGUUAAUAAUUGUAAAUGCGUUUCAUGCGAGACUCUGUCUUGCCUUAGAGUUUUCCAAUGAUCUCUCAGUAGGUAGAGUAGAAAGCAGUCCUCUCAAUACUUGCUGCCUGACCUGUGAUUGCCGAAGCGUGAGACGAUGAACAAAUAUAACUUUAUUUAAUGUUUAAUUUUCAUGUUAAUUAGUUUUUGGGGCCAUUAUUGAUCGCAAUGCAAUCAAUUUAUAUUGUUCCUUGUCUCGCGCCCGGUGAGACAAUGUUUUGUACAUAGAGAGGUUCAUUAAUAAUUAGUUUUCUUGCUUUUUUGUACAUGAAUUGUUAUAAUCAAAGUAGGCUAUCCGUUUAGCUCCUUUUUUCUAUAAGUUUUCAUCGUUCAUAAUCAAAGCUAAAGUGUGAUUUAAUAUAUUAUAUAUCUAUAAUGUAAGAGUACUGUUUUAAUGAAGUACGUUGUGUGGGUUUUGAUUUCGAAAUUUUAACCAGAGACUACGUUGUGUUUUUCAAGAAAAGACUAAGCGUUUAGGAUAAAAACGUUGACGUUGUGUUCAUAUAUGGGACUGAAAUAGUGUUCAGAGGCCACUGCCUAAUGAAUUGAAAGAGAAUUGUUAAUUCAUGAACCACUCAGUGGACCAUUAUAUUUGCUUGUAAAUAAGAGCUUUCAUUUUGGGGCAAUUUUCGAUUUUUGAUAUGAAUUUAUAUGCAUAUAAAAUAUGACAUAUUCUGUAUCCCAAUAUAGUCGACCUUUAUUAUACAAUAAUUACUUUUUAAUGUUGAGUGCGGAUCUCUCAUUUUAUAACGUAGUGCGUGACUACCGUGUGGUCACGGCGCACUCAACAUACCAAAAAACUCCCAUUAUGAUCAGAUUACUUUGUACAUUUAAAAUGUGAAAACGUUUGGAAAUUCGAGCCUCUGUACAUUUGUCGGUUAUAUGGGUCUAAUGAAAUUCUAUAUUAAGAUAAUGCGUGUGUACUGGCGUACCAGACAUAACUGGUUCGUUCUGUGCAUGAAGAGAAUAUAAAAGCGCGCAUCAAAGCGUUCUGUGAUAUUGCUAUAAAGAUGCAAUAUACCUAUUCAUAUGAUCUCUGAUUGUCACUCUAAAUCAUGAAAACCUAUCAUCAGAAUCCUAGUCACAUUAGUCGUUUUCUUAAUUAAGUAUUUGGUUUGUAAUUAGCCUGGUUUUCGGACGAAUGGGGCUAUUACAUCAAAAACAUUGAGUAUUGCAUAUGAGAAAACCAAUAGAAUUCUUAAAGGAUUACAAGAUUAAGCUUCUCUGCACCACCACAAGACAUAGAAUACCGAUUCAUUGCCGCCUCAUAUAUUGUCCUAAUAGUAAAGUAAACUCAGCGUGAUGCAGUUCAAAUAUCCAGCAAUCAGAGUAACUGUGAGAAUUGUGAUUCAUAGAUAUAAAGCAUUAUCUGUGGUGACGUUAAUAUACUCACUAGGGUAAAGUUUGGUUAAGUAGAGGAUGCUUCGCUCAAUGUUAAGUUUCCGUAAUGACCCUAGUUUACUUUAUAGUGCAGUUAAGUUAAUUUGUAUGACGCAUGAUAAAAUGCCAUACGCCUCAUGCUCCCAACAGUCUUUCAAUGUACAGUUGACAACGUUUCAGCAUAAAUAAUUGUAAUAAAUAUGCAGUUUCCACUUUUCAAUGAA